CGUGUCUUCGUGUACGAGGUGUUCCCCACAGGUGGUCCCAACGCGCGCCUCCCCGCGGCGACACCCCAGGACUCUCUCCAGACUUUGUCCUGAAGUGGGAACCGGUAGUUUGUUGUGCGUCGAGCUGAAGUCAGAACUUUACCUGUGAACAGACCAGAAGCGGGGAGUGAGAAACUGGGAAGAGUGAUCAUGGCACUGGUCAGUGAGCCCUCGACGGGGGACCGAAGCGACGUCCCGGACCUGUUCCGGUUCCUGGCGGGUCCUGUCUCCUUCCCUCGCUGUGAGGACGCUGGUGAGGAUGCAUCCUUUCCUUAGUAGAAGACUCUGGUAUUGAGGGGGUCUGAUCUGAACUAUCCAGAGCUUACAGAAAGAUAGAAAGACACGUAAUAAUAAGUUGACAUACUGAAACAACUGGUCAGAAUUAUUUCUCGAAUCGAAAUAACUAUCUUUAUUAUUUAAUACCAUUAACUGCUGCAAACAUAACAACUGUUUUCUUUCCUUCUUCAAAACAUUAUCAUAGUCACAUUGAAAAUUGUUUUCGGUCUAGUAAUCGAACCCAACCUGUGAGUGACACCUACUCAAAACCGGGCAUCCACGAUCAACGAGUUUGACUCAGCAGAAACAUUCAGCUGAUUAGAUUAGUCGGAUAAUUGGCUCAUCGUCGUUUGUCAGUUAACGGCCACGCGCAAAAACAAGACCCUCGGCAGAUCUUUAAGGAGCAACAUGAGCGCCAAGACGAUUUUUAGCGGCUCACAAUCUGUCUUCAAUUGUGGGUAUAAUGCCGUAGGACCCCAAGCUGCUCUGCGAGGGGAAGUAGUCCCAGAAAGGGGCUCUGUUUACUAGAACGUUUCACCCUCAUUAACAUAUGCCCACCUUAACGGUGUGGGGACCCCGCCCACCUUAACGGUGUGGGGACCCCGCCCACCUUAACGGUGUGUUGACCCCGCCCACCUCAACGGUGUGGGGACCCCGCCCACCUCAACGGUGUGGGGACCCCGCCCACCUCAACGGUGUGGGGACCCCGGCCACCUCAACGGUGUGGGGACCCCGCCCACCUCAAUGGUGUGGGGACCCCGCCCACCUCAACGGUGUGGGGACCCCGCCCGCCUUAACGGUGUGGUGGAGGGUGUGUCGGGUCCGCCACUCAGCAGGAGGCCUCUCCAAGGGGCCGACGUAUGAACACAACCACAUGCCUGCAGCGUAUGGAAAUGCAUGGUCUGGACGAGUCACGCGAGAGAAAAGAAUAAUAUUUUCAUAAUUUAUGAAUUGUGUUGUUGUGCCAUUUUGAGAUCCGGUUCCACCGCGGAGUCAAACCCGGUUCCGCGGUGCGGUGACAGAACCGCGGAGGUGGAGGUGUCAGGACAUUGUGUUCCUACAGUCUGCAUCCUGCUGAAUAAAAGCACCCCGCGCUCGCCGCCAUGCGCGUGCCAGCAGCUCAGCCUGCGCGUGCGUGAAAACAUGACACUGUUUUGGUAAAACUAGCGCGUUCACGUGUGAUCCACAUCCUCUCACGCGUCCACGUAUGUCACGCAGGAGAAUCCAACAACACGGAUUGUUAAACGGCGCGUGUGUUUGAGGUAAACCCUCGAGGUUCCAUUAACGAAUCGGGUGAAACCGUAGCGACGCGUUUAGUGUGCGGCGCGCCCUCGCUACUCCGCUGAUCCGGCGGCGCGCUCUCCUCUGUUCCGAACCUCGUUCACGCCCAUCACGCCGCGUGCCUCACGUGAGUGGGCGGCGGCACGUGUUGGGCCACGGAGCGCGUGUGUCUGUGCGGGACUGGUCCGCUGCACGCGGUCCGCCUCAACAGAGCGUCACUCUGCGGGGUUCAGAGACACAAACAGUAGCGGUAUACUAUACUACACAUGUGUAUAUACCCCCACUGCGUCUGUGUAACUCUAACAUGGUCAACAAACGGACCGCUCACACAUUGUCAGUGCGUCCGUCCCGAGACCAGAGCUCUGUUCCGUCUGUCUGUCUGUCUGUCUGUCUGUCUGUCUGUCUGUCUGUCUGUCUGUCUGUUUUUUUCUGUCUGGGGACCGCAGCGGCCAUUGGGCGGCCGCAGAGCCGUCACGAGCAGGAACCCCCCCCUGGGCCGGGGAUUGAUCGCCCAAUACAUAUUAAUAGAUUCUUCACUUCCAGCCAAUCAGUGUGUAGGAUGUCCCCAGGAGGCGUGGCUCACAGCUCAUUAAUAUGCACGAUCCUCUCGGCGGGUGCUGAGGCUGGCGGCUCGCGGUACUUCUGUUGUUUUGACUCCCAAGCGUGGAUGAGCGGGCGCGAGCAGACCUGAGGAUAAACCCGACAGCGCGUGUUUAACGUCCACGGUAGUUUAACUUAACGUCGGCCCGCCAGACCCGGGAUGAUGUCCGGUAAAGCGUCGCUCGCCAUGGCGCUCCGACAGAGUAGCGCGGCUCCACAGAAACCCACCGUUCCCUUCGUGUUGAAGAAGAUCCUGGACAUCCCUCCGCCAAGCAUCCUGGAGGAAUGCGACGACGACAUGGGGAAGGAGAAGCUCUGCUCCUCCUCCUCCUCCUCCUCCGGGGCGGGGGGUGAGCGCGGGGGGGCGGGGCCGGGCGGGGCGGGCGGAGUCUCAGCGGGGGGGGGAGGGGCCGGAGGAGGAGCAGGGGGAGGGGGCGUGUCGGCCUCCCUGACCCCGGCCAUCUGGGAGCGGACCAUCCCCUACGACGGGGAGACCUUCCACCUGGAGUACAUGGACCUGGACGAGUUCCUGCUAGAGAACGGCAUCCCUGUCACCGUGGAGACCAGGACCCCCGUCACCGUGGAGACCGGGACCCCCGUCACCGUGGAGACCGGGACCCCCGGGACCCCGGUCACCGUGGAGACCGGGACCCCCGGGACCCCCGUCACCGUGGAGACCGGUACCCCCGUCACCGUGGAGACCGAGACCCCCAUCCCCGUCACCGUGGAGACCGGGACCCACGUCACCAUGGAGACCGGGACCCACGUCACCAUGGAGACCGGAACCCCCAUCCCCGUCACCGUGGAGACCAGGACCCCCGUCACCGUGGAGACCGGGACCCACGUCACCAUGGAAACCGGAACCCCCAUCCCCGUCACCGUGGAGACCAGGACCCCCGUCACCGUGGAGACCGGGACCCCCGUCACCGUGGAGACCGGGACCCCCGUUACCGUGGAGACCGGGACACCCGUCACCGUGGAGACUGGGAACCCCAUCCCCGUCACCGUGGAGACCGGGACCCCCAUCACCGUAGAGUCCAGAUUCCACGUCACCGUGGAGACCGGGACCCCCGUGGACCCCCAGGUGACCCCGGGGGACCCCAGCGAUGACCCCCACAAGCAGUGCUUCUCCCAGGCGGUUGCUACGACUACACAUAGCGCUGAGGAUGCUGAGGUGGUCGCCAACAGUACUGCCACCGUUGCCGUGACGAUGGAGACCGCUGAUGAUGCUGCAUCCGCCGCCGCCUCCACGUCACCCCCCUCCCCCCGGGCCCCGCCUCCGGUCGGCUCCGCCCAGGAGGCGCCGGAGACCACCACCCCCCUCCUGCCCAGAGGAGGCCCUACCCAGAGCAGCCCUCUGAUUGGUCCAGCCCUAACGACCAGGGACCGGUCGGCGGUCCCGGGGCUGACCCCGUCCUGGUUGUGGUCCGCAGGGCGCCGGGCGGUCCGGGACCCGGACCCCGAGGCCCUGGACCCCGAGGCCCUGGAGGUGGAGGUCCAGUUCCAGCCGGACCCCACAGACCUGGUCCUGUCCAGUGUGCCGGGGGGGGCGCUCUUCAACCCCCGCAAGCACCGCUUCUCCUCGGAGGAGCUGAAGCCCCAGCCCAUGAUCAAGAAGGCCCGCAAGGUGUACGUCCCCGACGAGCAGAAGGACGAUAAGUACUGGUCCCGCAGGAAGAAGAACAACGUGGCGGCCAAGCGCUCCCGGGACGCCCGGCGGCUGAAGGAGAACCAGAUCACGGUGCGCGCCUCCUUCCUGGAGCGGGAGAACGCCGCGCUGCGGCAGCAGGUGACCGAGCUGCGGCGCGACUGUGGCCGCUGCCGGAGCGCCGUGGCGCGCUACCAGGCGCGCUACGGCCCGCUGUAG
This is a messenger RNA of Gadus chalcogrammus (walleye pollock), 4063 nucleotides long. Its product is annotated as D site-binding protein-like. The coding region runs from base 2357 to 4063 and encodes 568 amino acids. Gene Ontology annotation, molecular function: DNA-binding transcription factor activity, RNA polymerase II-specific; RNA polymerase II cis-regulatory region sequence-specific DNA binding. The transcript has 4 exons. Lineage: Eukaryota; Metazoa; Chordata; Actinopteri; Gadiformes; Gadidae. The record is from RefSeq and is a predicted model, not a curated record. Gene Ontology annotation, cellular component: nucleus. Gene Ontology annotation, biological process: regulation of transcription by RNA polymerase II.